AAAUCAACUCGGUAAAAGUGGAAACGUUGAUGACAUCACUCAGUGCUCGACGCUUAGGCCACUGUAUAUUUUCCACAUAGGUGUUACAACUUCCUUUCAUUUUGGUCCUAACUUUAAGUGUUGUAGAUUGUAACAAUGUCUCAGGAUGGUAGAACAACUGGGCCCCAAGGAGAGGAAGGAGCUCGACAACCUAACCUCCAACACCAAGCAGCAUCUAAGAGAGUACAGCAAACACAAGCUCAAGUUGAUGAGGUUGUGGAUAUCAUGAAAACCAACGUGGAAAAAGUCCUGGAACGAGAUCAGAAAUUGUCUGAAUUGGAUGAUCGUGCAGAUGCAUUGCAGCAAGGGGCAUCACAGUUUGAACAACAAGCUGGUAAACUGAAGAGAAAGUUUUGGUGGAAGAACUGUAAGAUGAUUGCUAUAAUGGUUGGCAUUGGUGUAGUUAUCAUAGUGAUUAUAGUUGCUUGGGUAUAUAGCGGCUGAAGAACUGUUUGUCUGCCCUCUGUCGAUACUGAAGCCCUUGGCUGAGCACAGUCAUAUAUAUAUAUAUAUACCAUUGGGCAAACAUGCAUCGGGAGAAGGGAGUCACUAUAUUACGGAAACAAAUUCACUUUUUUUUUACAUCUUUUUUACUCUCCCAAAUUUUUUCUUCAGUUGAAAGAAGUUCAUAGUAACUGCUAACACUUGUUAAUAAUUACUCUGUUGUCUUACUAAAAAGUUCUUCCAUUUUAAAGUGAAAAUAUUUUUUAUGCGGUUCACUUUUACAGGUGGGUAAUAUCUGAUAAAGUAUUAAAUAGGUAACACUUUUGAUUAAUUCUGAGGACUUUUAACUGAUACUUUGCUGCUUGUGAUAUCGUAUCUUUCCUGGAAUUUGUUUCCAUAAUACUGAUUGUUAUAGUGAUCUCAUAUUUUCAAUAAAUGGUUAGGAUUUAUUAGAGUAAUCUUUUGUUAUUUCUGUGCUCUUGUCUCUUAAUUUACUUGUGGAUGUGGAAUGUAAGGAAAUUUGGGUUGAUGAAGUUUUUGUCAUUUGUUAACCAUGUUAGAAAUGUAAAUGUUUUUAAUCUUUAUAUUCUGUUAUUUCUAUAAAAAAGUUUUAGUUGUAAUUUCACAUGCUAAUGAAAGCUUUUCUUCUUUUUAUUCUUCCCACUAAUACUUAGAGUGGUGGUUCAUUAAAUCUUUGUAUUUUUGCAAUAUAGACCUUAAUAGUUAGUUCUAUUUCUAUCCACAUUGUUAAUUUUAAGUCUUUUAAAUUUAGAAGCAAGGGAAUAUGUUCUUGAAAGUAAAGCUCUCUAGAUUUAAAUCAACAUUUAUUUAAUAAACCGGUAUUGAUCAAAAUCCUGGAUUUGGUUUUAGUCAAUGUAAUGCACUUUUUUGUUUUUGUUUUUUUAGAUUCGUAUUUGUGUUACUUGUAUUUCUGUAUUUUAUUUGUUUUAAAAGUUGUUUUUUGCAUGGUAUAUUUUGUUUUUCUAAAUUAACUUUCUGUUGCUUUUCUUUGUUUCAUUUUUAUAGUGUAUGCCGUUACUCAGAACAAGAGUGCAUAGUAUGGAAAUAUUGAAUGUGGUUUCAAUAUUUGCUGAUUCUGGUUUGAGCUCAUUCCAUUUUCAGACUGUCAGGUUGCAAAAAGUGGAUCUGUAUAUGUAUAAAUAAAUAUGUAAAUAUGCUAUACAUGAUGACGUGUAGCUAAUCUAGAGGUUGGCUUGGCAGCACAGCAUUUUCUACAACCUCAACUUGACACGAUCAGUUGUUGUAUGAGCCUUAAUCACAGAAAGAAAAUUAUCUUGGUGUUUUGGUGUUUCAAACUGUUUUCAGCAUCUAGCAAAUAUAUAGCAUAAAAGGGAACUGGUUGAAUGGAGAUCAGCAAUUAGAUUAUUUUUUUGGGGGUUUGAUUGUCUUUCUUUAUGGUUUGUAGAAAAAAUAAAGUACAGUUUCUAUUGUCUUACAGUUUUCCAUCAGUGAUUACCAUUAAAAGUAAAAACAAAAUACAAAUUGGAGGGGGAGAAAUAAAGGUUAUUUUGUUGUUUUUCUUAAAAUUGUAUAAAAUUCUUACAUUUAACAUCAGUUUGUUAUUUUUAAAUAAAUAUAACUAGCAUAUUAGGUUAAGUAGCAUAUCAGGUGUCUGUCAGUUCGACUAGUGUUAUUCAAAAGUAUUUUUCCCUCAUAACUUAGUGCAUGUAAUGUUCAACAUUGAAAUACCACAUCAUAACAUUAAAAAUAUCUAAUAAAAGGUCAUUGGUCCAGUUUUAUGGGUUUACAUGAUGUAAUAUGCAGCAAUUUUUAUGAUUAAGGGUUUCUUUUUGGCAUGUUUUAUUAUUAUUAUCUUUUUCUCAUAAUUCAAUUGCGUAAAAUGUUUCUUUUACCUUGUGUAGGUUUUAGGCCUUGUAAGUUAAAUGAUAACACAUUAAAUCAAGUUAUUAAAAUUUAAUUAUUGAUAUCAUUUCCUUCCUCAUUGUGAAAAUUUAAAGUCGUAUUUCCAGUGUCAUCCUUUCUUUUUUCUGACAGUUUUGGACACAGUUACUGCACCUGUAUUUUCAUGUGUGUUUGUGUACUUCAUGUUGUUGUUUUUACAGCACUUGUUUAUUCAGUUAAUAGGUUCUGGUUUACUGUGUGCCAUUUUUUUGAUUGAUGGUAAUCAAAUUGUCUGAUUUGGUCUUGAGCAUGCUGUUUGUUUCUCUGUGUAAAAAUAAAAUCCUAAGUAAACGUUAUUAUGAUUUAGUCUUGAACAUGUUUGUUUCUCUGUGUAAAGAUCAAAUCCCAAGUAAACAUUAGUUUGAUUUGGUCUUGAGCAUGUUUGUUUCUCUGUGUAAAGAACAAAUCCCAAGUAAACAUUAGUUUGAUUUGGUCUUGAGCAUGUUUGUUUCUCUGUGUAAAGAUCAAAUCCCAAGUAAACAUUAGUUUGAUUUGGUCUUGAGCAUGUUUGUUUCUCUGUGUAAAGAUCAAAUCCCAAGUAAACAUUAGUUUGAUUUGGUCUUGAACAUGUUUGUUUCUCUGUGUAAAGAUCAAAUCCCAAGUAAACAUUAGUCUUUGUCCUAAGUGUGUUGUUUGUUUCUCUGUGUAAAGAUCAUAUCUAAGGUAAACAUUAGUUGGAUUUGGUGUUGAACAUAUUGUUUGUUUUUCUGUAUAAAGAUCAAAUCCCAAGUAAACAUUAGUCUGAUUUGAUCUUGAGCAUGUUGGUUUUCUAUAUAAAGAUCAAAUCCUAGCUGAAUAAUAGUCUGAUUCUGAUCAUGUUUGUUUCUCUGUGUAUUGAUAAAAUCCCAGCUAAACAUUAGUCUGAUUUGUACUUGAGAAUGUUGUUUGUUUCUUUUGACGUUAAAGAAAAUAGAUUGUCAUUUGAAAGAGAAAAUAUUAAACCUGCUACAGACUAUUUAAUAGUCUACUUAUGGCUUUAGUGGUGAAAAAAAAAAAAGAAUCUGAUAGUUUCAUGAACAUUGCACUCAUUUGUGUUGUUUAAAAACACCUUGAUUUCUGCAUUAUUCUGUGCAACUUUUAAUGUUUCUCGUUUUCAACAGCUACACAUAUUUGAAAAAAGCAGAUUGCCCUUAGUUUUAUUUCAUUACAGCUGUCAGUUCCUACAGUCAGUAUCAAUGGAAUGCUUUAACCAAGGAGUUAAUAAGCAUGUUGAGAAAUAAAAGUAACUUAAAUGUUUGAACAUCAUUGUAUGUGUCUUACACCCUUAAAAUAAUUUUAAAGAUGUAUGUUCCUUUACUUUAUGUGAUUUGAUUUGUUUGUUUUUUCUUUAUGCAUGUAAUAAAUCUGUUUUCUAAAAUGUGAAAAAAAGAGGAACAAAUUUAAAAACUUCCUGACUGUGACAACUUUUUUUUGGGGGGGGGGGAAUCACACACCUUUUUAUGAAUUCAUCUGGUGCAAAACUAUAGAGUCUUCCUUUAUUCCUCUUUUAAGUUUUCAUCAAAAUAAUUGUUGUAAUAAGCACUGGAGACAAAAGGUAAUCUGAAAUGAAAUUUUAUUAUGUGUAAUAAAAUUACACAUUACACAUGUGUAAUCUACACAUUAUCUACAGAUGUCUGAAGUUUAUUUGUUUUUUAAGGGUGUCUCUUGAUUUUUUAAGCAUGCAAAGUGCCUAAAAUGUAGUAUUCACUGUUAGAUAAUACAACUUGUAUAUCGUAUACUAGUUAUAGCUAUUGAGAUAGGUUUUUAGUAUUGGAUUAUUGUUGUUCAAAGAUGUAAACAGAAAUAUAGUUUAGAUUUAGUCAGUCAAGGUGUUUACACUUCUUGUACACAGGUUCAUUUCCCCGUAUCAUGUUAAGAAAUCCUCAGAGUUAGACGUGUAAACAGAUCUAAUGUUGCAAGCAUCAGACCUAUGAAUGAGCUCACUAAAUUCAUUUAACUGAGGACAACUUAAUUAGUUCAUUUUUACUAUUCAGUCAGGCUAUAUUAAUAUUUAAUUUUAUACAAAUCAAACUGUUCUCAUUGGUUAAGAUAGGAAUAGAUAUACAUAAGUAAUUUAUCAUGUUUGGGUUUGUCUGCCAUUUUGUCAUGUAUCUGUAGUUAAUUAGUAUUUAAUUCAUGUUAGUAGGUGUUGCAAACGAAAAAGUAUAGUGUGCAGGGUGGCUGUUGUGCAAGAGAUGGCCUUGUUAGUUUAACGAUUUGGGUUCUAUUCUGGUUCCAUCUCACUUAAAUAGCUUAACAUAAAGCGUACUUGUCUUUUGAAAUAAACAGGAAUCUUGUUAUUCUUGAAAAUUGUUGAGUUACUUAAAGAUGUUUUGAAAUUGUUUUUUUAAGACUUUUUUUUUAACUUAGCAAAUUCAUAAUGAGCUACUUUAUUUAAAUAUCUUUAAAGAAAGAAAUAUUGGGAUAAUUAUUUUACGUUAGGAGUUUGCCUUUUUUUAUAUGGGAAAUGUGCACAAACUGAAACACUGAAAUAGUUUGCCAAACAUCAGGUAUGUCAACGAACACUAAUUUAUUGAAAAUGUAAAAAGAAAUCAUGAAUUAAUGAUUUUUAAGUAGUAUUUUCUGAUUACAAGAUUGUAAUAAGUCUAAAUCUGUAAUAAUGUAUGAUGGAAGAGGUUUAUUGUAGAUGGGAGGAUACGUGGUAAUAAUUAUGUAUGUCAAUUUACUGGAAACAAAAAACAAACAUUUCAUGUAUUUUUACUGGGAAAUUUAACCUCUAAAAAUAGUUUGUCCUUUAAUCUAUCCUAGAAAAUAGCAGUAACAAAUUGUACUUCAUAUUUAUACUAAGAAUAACAGGCUUUUGUUGACAGUCAAUAUAUGUAUAUCAGUGAAAUUAAAACAGAUCACUAAGAAAACACUUGGCAUGUAAGUUCCACUUAGAAAAAAACAAGCAUUUAUAUAGUUUUGGCAAGAGUAACACAGUUACAUGGGGAUGUGAUCAUAGAAAAUAUGGUAAUCAUAACUAUAACGAUACAAUGCAUAAAAUAAGAAAUACUGAACUUUUCGAUUACUCUUGUAUAAAUACUUUUUAAAACUUCUAAUACAGAAAGUUAUGGAUAAGAAUGUUCGACUAUUGGUAUUCUUAUCUGUAUGGCAAACUUGACAACAGAAUUGAUUGUGCUUUAUGCUCUUAACUCCCACUCACACUGUGAAGGACAAAAAGAAAAAAGUAUCAAAAGUGUAGCUGUAUGUGAAGUAGAACUUGUGCUUUGAUAGUAUGUUAAGUACAAAAAAUAUGCUGUUUUGAACUUUUUUGCCUUAGAUGUUUGAUUAGAUUUUUUUAAAGUUUAAAAUGUAUUUCUUUAGCUAAUAAUGUUACUAGUAAAAAUAAGUAAAUAUAUGAGGAAGGUGGAAUGAUAAUAUAUAUAUGUAUGUUUAGGUUUGGUAUAUGUUUUUUUUGUGUUUCAUAAAUUAGACAUGUUGAUGUGUACCUUUCAGAAUGUCCUGUUCGACUUUUAAUAAUUGUGGAAAGAUUUUGUAUUUAGCCUUAUUUCUUAUUAAUAAAAUUAGCUAAGAGAAUGAA
Limulus polyphemus (Atlantic horseshoe crab) is the source of this 5929-nucleotide messenger RNA. RefSeq names its product vesicle-associated membrane protein 3-like. Gene Ontology annotation, biological process: vesicle-mediated transport; vesicle fusion. The transcript is spliced from 6 exons. Gene Ontology annotation, cellular component: SNARE complex; plasma membrane. The record is from RefSeq and is a predicted model, not a curated record. Lineage: Eukaryota; Metazoa; Arthropoda; Merostomata; Xiphosura; Limulidae. Gene Ontology annotation, molecular function: SNAP receptor activity; syntaxin binding. The coding region runs from base 136 to 483 and encodes 115 amino acids.